This is a messenger RNA of Nematostella vectensis (starlet sea anemone), 1982 nucleotides long. RefSeq names its product phosphatidylinositol N-acetylglucosaminyltransferase subunit Q. The record is from RefSeq and is a predicted model, not a curated record. Gene Ontology annotation, biological process: GPI anchor biosynthetic process. Gene Ontology annotation, cellular component: membrane; endoplasmic reticulum. NCBI's taxonomy places the organism in Eukaryota, Metazoa, Cnidaria, Anthozoa, Actiniaria, Edwardsiidae. The transcript has 4 exons. Bases 3 to 1862 code for a protein of 619 amino acids.
CCAUGAUGAUCUUCUCGCGCCACGUGAAAAGGAAUAAGAGCUGUUACGUCACGUAUGAUGUAGAACAUUGGGCUUCCUGUGGUCUAGGGUCGCUGAAAAAGCAUUUGAGCCUGUGUAUCCAAUAUGGCGGAGAAGAUUACAUCAAGAGAGUGAUUCGUCUAUUUUUUUGUGCACAAUUUACCAUGUUGAUCUUAUUCCCGACACAUUGCCUGAGCCACCCAAGUGGUGUGUUAAUCGGGUGGAAGAAUCUCGACCGUUCAAUAGCUUGUGUCGUCACCAUUGUCCCAGAGAAGUGUGCGAAGGAUGUCCCUUAUCAUUUGGGGAGUGUCAUGGGCACAUGGGAAAUGGACGAGAAAGGAUAUCCGCUGUCUUUGCGCAAGCACAAAGAGGUCCAUGUACCCGUGGUGUACCCAAAAUGCAAGGAAUUAGUAGUUAUUCUUUAUGACCAGCCUUUGUCUAGCUGCUAUCUGUCUGAUGAACUAUUAAACAUGGGGAAGUCCACCACAGACCAAACCGGAAGUAAUAAACAUGAAAAAUUAUUGAAAUUGCCCAGGCUAGAGGAAUGGAAUUGUUCAUCCGAUAUCAAAAAACUACUAGAGUAUAUUAACAAGUCUAGAGAUGCAGAACAAGCAAUUAAGUCUACGAUUACGCUAGAGAAACCACGAAAGCUCAACUGGCCGUCAUGGCUAUCUAGUCUGAUGUUUCUCGCCAUCGUUCCCAAAAAGAUUACUCGCUUGGAAUUACCUAUAAAGUCUAUUUAUAGAUCAAGAAUAUUUCAGUAUAUUUUGACACUUCCCUCUACCUUCCAGCAAUUUUCAUUACGCUUUUCUCAAGUCAAAAAUCUCAUUUGUGGGAUCAAAACAAACUGUUCUUCAAAUCACGGUAAGACGAGCCUUCACACUCAAAAACUCCAUCAGAAACAAAGAAUUGUGAUAUGUACUGGGAACUUCCUGUUGGGAGUAAUGAUGGACAUUUUUCUUGGCCUAGUAUUUGUGUAUUUCCUGACCUCAAGUGGAAGAAUUAAGCACUUCACUGUGGCCUUACAAGAAAAUUCAGAGCAAGUUGUUCACCUUUUGAGUGAAUUACUCUACUGGAUGACAGGCGUACCAGCUGGAUUAAAGCUCAACACACAGCUUGCUGACUUUUUGCGCAAGUUUUUUCUGUACCAUAUCUACCUAUGGCAGAACUACUUGCAAGCAAUUCAACCUCAUUUGCAGGCAUUCCUAUGGAUCUGUGUUUUGUUGGGGUGUCUUGGAUUGACGUUCCUCAUAUCUCUUGCAUCUGAUGUGUUUUCUGUCCUUACCAUUCACAUAUAUUGUUUCUAUGUGUAUGCUGCACGACUGUAUAGCUUGCAAGUCUACGGGAUGGUUUCUUUGGCUAGGCUGUUCACAGGGAAGAAGCACAACAUUCUUCAUGAGCGCAUUGACAGCCUCCCCCAUGAUGUAGAUCGCUUGUUUGCUGGUACUCUGAUCUUCACCAUUCUGUUCUUCCUCCUUCCUACAACUACUCUGUUCUAUGUCGUGUUCACCUCCCUACGACUGCUGGUGCUACUGAUAAAGGCCAUUUUGGAGGAGUUAAAGUACACUUGUAACAAGCUGCCUAUGUUUGCCCUGAUUCUGCUUAUUUUCAAGCCAAGCAUGUUGCCAGGUGGUAUUAAACUAGACCUGAUCUCUGUUCCUCAACACACUUCUUCUCUCUACCUCAAACUACAUAACAAGCCACUUGCAUUGACAGAGCUAUUUGCUUGGUCUCUUGGAGAGGAGUCAAACCCUGACAGAGGGGACACCCCAGGGGGAUGGGGGAUACUAUUUACCAAGUUGCUGAAAGGACACCUGAUCUAUCCAUGGAUAAAAAGAGAUUGAUGGAUGUACAGUAUAAAAAAGAUCACAUUUUAUCUUCUACAUCAACACCAGCCAAAUCAAUAUUAUACAACAUUUUAACCUUGCUUUUAUUUCUGUACAUUAAACAAAAACAGCCAUUUA